This is a messenger RNA of Emiliania huxleyi CCMP1516, 449 nucleotides long. RefSeq lists its product as hypothetical. The annotation marks the transcript as partial. Gene Ontology annotation, molecular function: protein binding. The transcript has 3 exons. The record is from RefSeq and is a predicted model, not a curated record. Lineage: Eukaryota; Haptophyta; Isochrysidales; Noelaerhabdaceae.
AUGUCCGCCUCUUUCCCUACCUCGCUCCCGGACGGCUCCGUCGGCGGCUGGCUGCAGGCCCUCAACAUGGCCAAGUACGAUCCGGCGUUCGCUGCCGCAGGCGUCACCACGGAGCAGGCUCUGAAGCGCAUGGACGACGGGUCGCUGAAAGAGAUUGGCGUCUCCAUGGCCGGGCACCGCAAGCGGAUUCUACUGGGCAUCGAUUCGCUCUCGUCAGCCGGCGCGCGCCCGCUCACCGGCCGCGUCUCGCAUCGGCGCGGAGCUGACAGGAAGGUCGAGCCGCGGUUCAACUCGACGUCGUCCAUCUUCAUCUCGUCGACGAUCACGCGGCCCGACAUCGACGAGAUCAUCUUUUGCGUCGCCGUCGUCAUCCACGACCGAGUGCCGUGCGAGGAGGCAAUCUUCCACACGAUCCAGUCCGUCUACGAGUGCGCCAAGUUCCCUUCCGA